This is a messenger RNA of Monascus purpureus, 345 nucleotides long. NCBI's taxonomy places the organism in Eukaryota, Fungi, Ascomycota, Eurotiomycetes, Eurotiales, Aspergillaceae. The record is from the annotation of a GenBank genome assembly.
AUGCACAACUUCCGUGAUGCCCUGUUGAGCCCAUCGCCAAAAGACUUCCUUGAACCUGACGAGAGAUACGACGCCUUGAAAGACCAGGAGACUAUACGGGAGUCUAUCACUCAGGGAAACCUUGAGGAGCUGCGGGCCGUGGCCUUCUUUAAUCGAACCUGGAUCAUCAGCUCCCGAUACUGCAGUGUUGGAGAUGGUGUGGAUUUCCUUGAAGGCUACCUUCAUUCCCUGUGGUAUAUUUACUACCAGCUCAGCUGGAAUACAUCAUGUGAAACGUCCGACCAUGAUCGUAUAGUCCUUGAUAUCCUCCGCAUCCAGGGAAUGGGGCCGGGUGCAGCGGAAUAG